Messenger RNA from Raphanus sativus (radish), 8617 nucleotides. Its product is annotated as protein TOO MANY MOUTHS-like. NCBI's taxonomy places the organism in Eukaryota, Viridiplantae, Streptophyta, Magnoliopsida, Brassicales, Brassicaceae. The record is from RefSeq and is a predicted model, not a curated record. Gene Ontology annotation, molecular function: protein binding. Bases 2734 to 4275 code for a protein of 513 amino acids. Gene Ontology annotation, cellular component: plasma membrane. The transcript is spliced from 2 exons.
UUAUUGAUUUGCUGGAAGCCAAGUACAUCUAUAAUAGAGUCGGUUUUAGACAUAGAUGGAUGACCCAAUCUAUUGUGCCAGAGGCUUACAUCAACAACAACACUAGAACAAGAGGCAUACUGCUGUUGAAUGAAUGUAGAACCAGCCAAGUCCAUUGCAUCCAAAACAUAAAGAUUGCUAAUCUGCUCACCCUUCCCAAUCAUCAAGCCCUUGAUAGGAUCCUUUAUAAAGCAAGCACCCAGAUCAAACAUUACUCUGUAUCCCAAAUCCUUUGUAAGCUGGCUUACACUCAGAAGAUUCAGCCUAAAGUCUGGUAGAUAUAAGACAUUUCGUAAUAUUAGAGAAUCAUGAAGUCUGAUAGUACCAAUGCCAACAAUCUUAAUACCAAGACCGGUUGGGAGAGUAACAGAAGUACUAACUGAAUCAAUGAGAUCCAGAAAAAGGUUUUUAUCAUGAGCCACAUGAUGUGUAGCUCCACUGUCUAUAAUCCACGUCUCUGAAGACAUGGCAUUCCUGGUUGCUUUCAACAUUCCAACAAAACAGAGUGUAGAGGAAGAGAAAGCCAUACCCGGGAGAGCUAUUAUUGUGCCUCCAGAAGUAUAAGCAACACAGUUCGCUUGCAUUUGUGGCUUGAGCUGAGUGUUGAAGUAAGCAAUCACACCCUCUAUUUGUUCUUUAGUAAGGCUGUUGACAACAUUAGAAACCGAGUCCACAAAUCCCGUCUGAGCAACAAUAGGUUUAGCAUUGUUGUAUUUCGGAGUUGAUGAACUUUUAUCGGCUUGUUGCUUUGGCUUGUGCUUAAACCCAACUGGAUAGCCAUGGAUCUUGUAGCAAGUAUCCACAGUGUGUCCGUUAUAACCACAAUGAGAACAAAUCGGUCUGUUCUGCUUAGGAGGAGCAGAAGAUUGAGCUGCAUUGACAAGAGGCAUAUCUGCAGUAGAUUGAUCAGGAGCAUUAACAUGAAAAGCAGUCGCAGUCAAUACUGGAGUGAGAUUUCUCUGAUUAAAAUCCUGAUCCAGUAAGUUAUAGAUCUCAGAGAGCUCAGGAACGUUCUUCUUCAUGAUGAUUUGGCUCCUGAUGACCGAGUAAGACUCAUUUAAGCCAGCAAGGAACUUAAUAACCUUCGCAUGAUCUGCUUUCUUCUCAGUUGUGUUGCAGCAGUCACAAUGAUGGCAAGUGUCAACACAAUUAGCACCCUCAAGCUCAUCCCAAAGCGUCUUUAGAGUGGUGUAAUAGGUCGCCAAAUCCAUAGAUCCUUGCUGUAAAGACCAUACCUGCUGAGUCAACUAAUAAGAGCGUGGAAGAUUAGUGAUGUGAAAACGAGUUUCCAGAUCUUUCCAGAUUUCAACGGCGUCAUUGAAUCGAAGUAUACUUUUGUAGAUCUGCUUAGAAACAACAUUGAGAAUCCAAGAUUUAACCAUAGAGUUGCAUCGAGACCAGAUCCGGGAAUAAGGAUGUGAUUCGAGAGGCCUAGCUAUAGAUCCGUCAAUGAAUGCUAGCUUAUUCUUAGCAUAUAAGGCAAUUUUUAACGCUAUGCUCCAGUUAUCAUAAUUCGUACCAUCUAAUACUUCGGAGAUGAUAGAGAGACCUGGAUUGUCGCCACUAGUGAGGAAGAAAGGUGAGUGAAUGUUAUCCAAAGGUAGAUCGACAGCGAUCGGAGAUACAGGCAACGUCGGAGCUGAGUCUUCCGGAAUAGGAACUCGACGAGCUGACGACGGAGCUUGUCUCGCAAUACGACGCGAUCUUCGUGCAAUCACCACCAUCUUCACAGAAUCAAACGAGAACGGUGAUCAGAAAACAGAGAGGAGAUCGAUCGAGAGAAUCAUCGAUCAAUCUGAGGUCAAAGAAAGAAGAAAAGAAACGGAUCGCUUGAGGUUUAAGCCUCAAAGCUCUGAUACCAUCUUAGAGUUGAUGAAACGAUGAAGAAGAUGAUCGUAACAAACUCUUUCUAUUUCUGUUAAGUGUUGAAAGUCAACAUUACAAAUGUAUUUAUAGAUGGUUUACACAACGGUAUACACAUAAUCGAACUAAACCGUAAUAAAUCAAUAUACUCUAAUAUCUAUCUAUUUGAUUAGAAGAUAACAAUAUGCCUAACAUUCACGAUAAACUCCUCCCUCAACUACCAUUCGAUUUUUCUUCUUCUGGCAGCCUUAAAUGAACCAACCGUCACUCCUCAAAUUGUAGUAUGCUUAUAUUACAGCAAUCUCAUACCAUGGGUGGAGUUGCUCUUAGUGUUGCCACUUACAAAUUAGCAUUGUUUUUUACCUUAUUCUUUCCUUGAUCCUUGCUUUUAACGUUUUUUUCUAUUUAGCUCUUAGUAAUGUAUUCUUUAGGUUAGCAAUAAAUUGUAUUAUUACCACAUGUAAAAUUCAAAAAAUUAUAUGCUAUAUCUUCACAUUCAUAUCCAAAAAUGACUAAUAUACAAAACCCAUUAAAAGCUUUCUUUUAAUAAAGUCGUUGAUUGUGUCUGGAAAGAAAAAUUGAUUCGUGAAAAAGAAUAGGGGUCUCGGCCCAAUAGAAAAAGACUUAUCAAAAUGAGCUAAAGAGAAUUCGGGUAAAACCCACCCGUUUAGAAAAUGGGUUGGAUCCAGAGCCCAACACAAAGGCGAAUAUCUCGUGAAACCAAUAAAUGCAGGAAGCGAAGAUCAUAAAUUUCAUUCCUCGAGCUAUCCCGUGAUAGCCAUAAUGACAUAGUGAACGUUUUUAUUAACCCAUCCAACUUUUUAAAAAUCAAUGUCGAUAUAUACACACACAGACUGUUUGAAUCAACAACAACAAAAAAUGGCACAUUAUGUCCUCUACUGCCAAAUGCUCCUUGUGUUCUCUGUUAUAUCUCCACUGGCCACUUCUUUCACCGUGAUCCCCUCCGACACGGUGGCUCCGUCUGCACUGAUCGACGGCCCACAAACAGGAUUCACGAUGACUAACGACGGCGCACGCACAGAGCCCGACGAGCAAGACGCUGUCUAUGACAUCAUGCGUGCCACCGGCAACGACUGGGCCGCCGCAAUUCCAGACGUGUGUCGAGGCAGAUGGCACGGGAUCGAGUGUAUGCCGGAUCAAGAUAACGUCUACCACGUCGUCUCUCUGUCGUUCGGAGCUCUCUCAGACGACACGGCGUUCCCGACUUGUGACCCGAAACGCUCUUACGUCUCUGAGUCCGUCACCAGGCUUAAACACCUUAAAGCCUUGUUCUUCUAUCGAUGUUUGGGCCGGGCCCCACAGAGAAUACCUUCGUUUCUGGGCCGCUUGGGCUCGAGUUUGCAGACUCUCGUUUUGAGAGAGAAUGGUCUUUUCGGUUCAAUCCCGGACGAGUUGGGCAAUCUCACCAAUUUGAAAGUGCUUGAUCUGCAUAAAAACAACCUCAACGGUUCGAUUCCUUUGUCAUUUAACCGGUUAUCCGGUUUGAGAUCGCUUGAUCUGAGUGUGAACCAUUUGACUGGUACGAUUCCCGGUUUGAUUCUUCCAGAACUAAACGUUCUGGACAUGAACCAUAAUUUGUUAACCGGACCAAUCCCAUCUACACUCUCUACCAGUGGUUCGUUGAUCAAAAUUGAUCUUAGCCAUAACCGAGUCACCGGUCCUAUCCCCGACUCCAUUAACCGGCUCAACCAACUAGUGCUUCUGGAUUUUAGCUAUAACCGGUUAUCAGGUCCCUUCCCGUCGUCUCUCCAAGGCCUAAACUCACUUCAAGCUUUGGUGCUCAAAGGGAACACUAAAUUCUCAGCAGCUAUUCCAGAAAGCACGUUCAAAGGGCUCAAGAACUUGAUGAUUCUGGUUCUCUCGAAUAUGAACAUCUAUGGCCCCAUACCGGGAUCCUUGACUCGGUUAAGCAGUCUCCGGGUCCUUCAUCUGGAAGGCAACAACUUGACCGGGUCGAUUCCUAUGGAGUUUCGGGGCGUGAAGGAUCUAAGCGAGCUGAGGCUAAACGAUAACCGCCUGACAGGGCCAGUACCGUUCGAGAGAGACACAGUGUGGAGGAUGAGGAGGAAGCUGAGGUUGUAUAACAAUGACGGUUUGUGCGUUAACAGUGAGAGUAACUUGGAUGAUGUCUUCGGUUCAACGUCCGGUUCAAGUGUCAGGUUGUGUGAAGGAGAAACUAAGAGACCUGGUCCUUCCGGUACGGUCCAGCAUCUAUCUGGAGCAGAUAGUGGCAAUGUUACGGCGGACGGAGGAGUUACGUACGUGUCACGCGGUUCCAAAUCAUUGGGCUGCUUUGGUCUAUAUGGAUUUCUUAUAUUGUUCAAUUUCGCGUAUAUGCUACUUUCUUGUUAGGGAAUGGAUUUAAAAUAAACUUGCUGUAAAUAUAAUCCUAUCCAAGUUUUUUUUAAAAAAUCCUAUCCAAGUUUACACCUUAAAACAUGCUUUUUCCCCAUUUGUUACAAGAAAGACAAGUUUCUUGACAUUACAUUAGCGAUUGCGUACACAUAAAAGAUUUAGCUCCAUGUCAUAGAUUGAGGGACAUUACAAUCUUAUCAAACACAAUAAAUGCAUAAUGCAGUAAAACUCAGUCACUCAUUUGCGUUGUACAUAAUUAAUGUCUAUAGCAAUUAGCAAAAUAAGACGAGGAAGUUACAAAACAUGGUAAAACAUACUAAUGUACAAGCAAAGGUGUCCUCACGAUCUCCCUCAGCCUGCUCCUUGUUCCUUUGGGGAUUCAAGUUUGAUGCUGUAUUUCAUGCCCACCUUGUGCUUCACUCCCAUAAAGUUGUUAUGUGCCCACCGGUUACCUUUUUUAAUUAUUUUUAUUGGACUGUUUUUCUUUUCCUAUUGGUUACACUCAUGAUCAUGAGUAAAGUAAUCUCCAAGGCAUAGUCACUCAGGUUUUUACGGAUCAUGUUUCACGUUAAUAAGGAAUUGGCAUGACUGAUAGAUAUCUACACGUGGGUCCUAAUAUUGGACGUUUUAUAUAGUUUCUUUGUCAUGUAUGCCUUGUAGCAUCAAAAGGUGAAGAGUGCUGUGCAUUACAGUAACGUGCACUAUCUGUCAAAACAGUAAAAACGUAAAGAAGUGGGGAUCUUUGAUUUCUAUUGUGAUUAGUGUUGAUGUCACUGUUAGAAGAGAGCACAUAAGCACAUGGUCAAGUCCCUCUCUUUCAACUCUUUAUGUCAAUUUUUUUGUUUUGUUUUUCCCCUCUAAUUAGAAAAGAAGAAGAAGAAGAGAAGAUGAUGUGUAUGAAAUAAGGCAGAGGAGAUCUUGGUAGUGAUUGUCCUCCAAAGAUUUGGUGUCCUUCUCUGUCUCUUUUGAAAUUAACCGCACGAAAGAUAUUUGUGAGGUGCUCACUCCUUUGUCUUUCGUUUUCGAACUUCACCAUCUUUUACCGCUGCUUUUGGAUAUGUUUACUCUAUGUUUAGCUGUUUUGCAACGAAGUAAAACAGAUUUUACACUUCAGCUACUCUUAACUAUUUCAGAGAUCCUGAAAAAAAAAAUCCCUAACCAACCAGAUCUCUCACUAGUCCUACAAGGAUCUAACCUCUACGAGUGGAUCUGACUUGACCUUUUUAUACUAAAGUAGAAUUUGAAGGACCAUAGAGUGCCGUGUCAUUUUAUAAAAGAUAAGACAAGUGUGUCAAUAGUAGAUGAAAUCAUGAAAGCAUAUUUGGUUCACAACUGACCACUGGAGACGAUAAUAAUUUCAUCUGACUGAUUUUGAUUUUGCUUCUUCAUCUGUUCUUUAGGUAUAUUUCUUUGAAUUCAUGUCAAAUAUACAACAGGAAAAUUUUGUAAAAGUAAUCCUAUUAUGGAUCACUACUCUCAUAGUGUCUUUUAUAGCCCUUUAUUAUUAUAUAGUAUAUAUUAAAUUUCCUCAAGGCUAACAAAUUAAUAUUUUCCUGUUUUGGUUAUCUUUUAUCGAAUAAAAUAAUGAUAAUUAAUCAUAGGUCCUCUUUAUGUGUAAUAGGAUUAUUCAAAAUUAAUUAGGGAGGGGAGGGAGGGGGGACAAACCAGUGGUUGUUGUUAUUGGUGAUGUGAUCUCUUAUCUCUUUGAUAUGGUGAGAACUAAGAAGUAUGUAGUAGUGCUGAGCUUAAAACGACAAAGGGAAUAUAUACCCGAAAUCUAAAUCCAACCAAUCACCUUCUGAUGAUGAUGAGAUAUAAUACAAAACUAAUUGAAUCAGUUUGAUUUAGAUAGUCAAUAUAUCAGAACAGGGUGCUAAUAAAAUUUUGGUAUUAUUACUCAUAUACUAUAGUAAAGUAAUGAUUAACAAAAGGAAAGAAAAAGAAAAGGGAAGUGGGAAGAGAAGAAAAAAAGGAUGAUAUGCAAACAGUGAGUGAGCAGGCAUAGGCGUGCGGUUCAACAGUCGAUAUAGCCACUCGUACGUUUUGAUCCUUCCUAAUAUCGAGUGGGUCCUCUUUCACCAUUUUUUUUUGUUUGUGGUAUAGUGUUAAUGAACUUUUAUUUUAGGGAAUAUAAUUUUACCACUGAGUCAUUUUCUCUUAAAAAAUAUAUUGACGUUCUUUAUAAUUUGAUUGUUCAGUUAAAGACAUUGAGUACAUCUCUAAUCACACUCUAUUUUGGAGAAGAUUUUUUAUCUCACCUAUUUUAUCUUCUAAAAGUAAAAUAGAAAGUAAGAUUAUUACAAUAAUGAAAGAAUAAUAUUUAUCAUUUCAUUUGUUAUCAUCACUCCAUAUUACUCUUUACAGUAGAGAGUAAAAUUGAACUUUGUUGGUGCGCAAAAAAAAAGAAUUUUGUCUUUAAGAUAAUCUAUUUUAAAAUAAUCUAUCUUAUUAAAUCAGAAACAUUACAACUUCUUUUAUGUAGAUUUUAAAGGUGGACCUCAUAUAUUUAAAUUAAAUGUCUCAUUUCUUAUACAUAAUAUGUACUAUAGUCUAACUUUACAUUGAUGUAUUUCCUUAAAUACAAUUCUUUUUUUUGUCCAUAUUCCAUAUAUAGUUUCACAUUUAUUACAUGUCGAUUUAAAUAAGAUAGAUAUUAAGAACACUAAAAAUAUUAAUCUUACUAGAAUUAUCCUAUACAAUUCAUUUUAAAUUGAUCAAUAUACUUUCAUUGGCCAUAUUGAUUUUAUUAGUACAAAUAACAUUAGGUAGAUAAAUCAUAGACACUUAAUAAGGAUUUGACUAUUCUUUAACUACCUUGGGCCUAAUCUACUUUCUAAAACAAAUAACACAUAGCUUUAUAUAUUGUAUAGAAUAUAGUAAUAUUAUAUAGUAUUAUACUUAUACAAUAAUACUAAAAACAAACCAAACUGAAAUAUAAUAUAUAUCGAAAAUGCUAUAAACCAUUACAGACAAAAUAUAUUAGACCUCAGGGAUAAAAUUCAAUUUCAAAUUAUGUAAUAAUUAUUUUAAAAAAUUAAACUUCGUAAUGUACAAAAAACAUAAGUUUUAUAUCAAAUUUUGUGUUAUAACAAAAAGACACAACUCGCGCUUGCAAAAUAUUAUUUUUACAUACGAAAGACAGUUUUGGUACUGUUUUUUAAACACAAAAUUGAAUUAUACAAACUCGAUACUACAAAAAACUAAACAAUACAGAAUACAUUUUAAAAAUAAAACCCGUGCGGGUGCGCAUGGUCUUUGCGAAAAUCAUAGAUAUGUUUAUAUAAUAUAUAAAUAUAUUAUGUUACACAUAUUUUCAUAUAAAUAACACCCCAAUGUAAGUUUUGUAUGAUAAAUAUUGAAAAUACAAAAUAUAGCACUAUAUAUUUAAAAUAAUAUAUAAAAAAUCUACUUUACAUUAUCAUAAAUUUUAAAAAUCAAAUUUAGUAAUUAAAUACAUUGCUUAUUUAAACACAUUAGUACACAUUGUUAUUUAUCAAAAUUUUAUAUUAAUACACUUGCAAUCAUGUAUAACAUUUAGUACAAAUAAAGAUAAAAAAAUUGAUUCCCGCUCGGUCGAGUGGGUCAUGAUCUAGUUAAUAUAUUAAAUUGAGAGUGCUUGAUUCAUGCCAUCUAUUCCCCACCAGAUUUUUUAAUUUCGGUCAUUAACUAUAGCUCAUACUAAUCUGUGUACUAGUGAAGAACAAAACCCCAAUUUGUCUACAUAUAAGACAUCCAUAAUAAUUAACCAUAAUGAAAUCACGAAAGCACCACUAGAAACACCGUCACCUUGAGUUACAUAUUGAAUAUAAUCAUCAUGAAUUGGUUGUUUUCAACUUUCAAGUGAGAUUUAAUUAGAAGAAACAAAAAAUAGAAAUAGUAGCUUGGGAUGGAAACGUACGAUGAGUGGGUGAUAAAUAAAUAAAUGCUAUAAAUACACUCAACGGCUUUCUCUCUUCAUCUAUUAUACACACCUACACGCACGAGUGAAAAGGAGAGAGAAAGAUGUUUGCAGUAGAGAAUGGGUUGCAGGGAGACCCAAGACUACAGGCCAUCUCCGACGCCAUUCGAGUCAUUCCUCACUUCCCAAAGACUGGAAUCAUGUUUCAAGACAUAACGACGCUGUUGCUAGAUCCAGUUGCCUUCAAACAUGUCGUUGAUAUCUUUGUAGAUCGUUACAAGCACAUGGACAUCUCUCUCGUCGCCGGUUCUUUCACCUUUCCCUCUCUUUUAUGUUCCAUUUGUCUACUAAUUGCUCCUUCUUGAUAGAAUCCGAAGGGAUCAUAUCUUCCAAUAAUAUGACACGAUUGAAUAAACAAUAGACAACUUUUUUAUGGAUUAA